GUUGAUGGACAGUUUUUUAAAAGCGCCGUAUCGGGUAUCUAUAAACAAAAAGUCAACCAUGCUGAUCCCAAAGACAACAGCACUUUUGACCAGGUGUACUUCACGAGCGACGCCCACUACAAAGCGGGUGGUCCCGUAUUUUUCAUGUUUGGCGGCGAGGGGGCAGCCAGUUCAUUUUGGUUGACCAGCAGCAAUAUGGCGGACAACGCAAAGAAGUACGGCGCUCUACUCGUCGAGUUGGAGCACCGGUUCUACGGGGAGUCCCAACCCUUCGCGGAGCUAACCGUCGAUAACCUGAAACACCUGAACAGCGAACAGGCCCUCAAAGACGCUGACGAAUUCAUA
Messenger RNA from Oppiella nova, 345 nucleotides. The record is from the annotation of a GenBank genome assembly. Lineage: Eukaryota; Metazoa; Arthropoda; Arachnida; Sarcoptiformes; Oppiidae.